AAACCCACUGCCCCCCUACUACCACUCUCUCACCUUCCAAAAUCACCCUGCUCAUAUUUCUCCUCCCACUCCCCCUCGCCCACCUAUCCAGACUCAGACAGUCUCUCAAGCCCCACUCGCCUCAGUCUCAGCCUUUCGGACGGGGAGGAUCAGCUGGACCGCCUCCAGCAGGUGGAGCUUGCCCGUGGCAUGCCCAUGUCGCUGUGGAGGGCGGGCACCGUGCAGGCCUGGCUGGAGGUCGUCAUGGCGAUGCCCAUGUAUAUUCGCGCCUGCUCAGAGAAUGUGAAGAGUGGCAAGGUAUGACCCGAGAUGACGUCAAACUGUAGGAAGACUUAGGCCAGUAUUCAAUCAAACCCAUGUGGCUUUCCGGAUAUCUCUUUCAGAGGUGGAUUCAUUUGAUUUUCACAUUAGCAUGUCCUGACGGUGGAGGGAGUUGACAUUUGCUACAGAAAUUGACUGAUUGGUUGCGUGCGCUGGAGCCUGGAGACUUCUCAGCCAGGUUUGCUCUCAAAACUGAAUAGGUCACGUCAAGGGAACUCCACCCAUACGGUACAUGCUGCUGCGUAAAUCAAAGGUACUUGUGAAAUCACAAUCUGGAAAUCCACUACAGGUCCAAUAGAAUGUGGUUUGACCUUUGGCCCCUUUGCAGGUGCUGCUAGGCCUGUCAGAUGAGGACCUGGAGCUGGGGUUAGGGGUAACCAGCUCUAUGCACCGCAGGAAGCUCCGGCUGGCCAUCGAGGACUACAGGGACGCCGAGAGCGGCAGGGGGUGAGAUGCUCAGCUCCUCAUACUCCCUCUCACACAAAAAACAGCUCUAGCAUCAGAUUACCCAACCCCAAAUCCUAACCUUAAACAUUGGGAGGGUAAAAUAAUUUUUGACCCUGGAUCAGCAGUUGAAGGUUUACUCUACUACUUCACAAAUAUACAGUAGCUGUUUGCUACAUCUAAUGUUAGAUGGUCAAACAUGAAUAACACUAUUCUAACAAACUGCAUAACACCAUAUGUGACAGGCACACUAGUGUAAACAAGGUUAAAUGUUAAUCAGAGCUAGAGAUAUACAGGGUUUGGCAAACACAGAUUUUGAAUUCGAGCCGUUGCCACCAAGCGUUCCAACGCAGUUAACACCAGAAUGUGAAUUAGAAUGUUAUUACUUUCAAGGAGAGUUGGGGUCAAUUCCAGGCUAGCUCCUGUAUGUUGAAUUGGACAUGGAUUUCCCCAUAGGAAUUCAAUUCAACCCCUGGAGUGACUGGAAUUGGAAUGAACUGACCCCAACACCACUGUCUGGGAAUAUAGGUCCAACAUGGAGGAUAUACUCUUUACACCCCAGAGAGCAAAACUGAUUGCAAUCACGUUAGGCUGACGUUUGUAUUGUUUUCAUGGUCAGGUAGUAUACUGAUUGUAAAUUGAAGUUUGUAGACGUCUCCUUAGUGACCAGAAACAAAUGUCCUCACCUGGUAAUCUGUUGUCGCUUCAACCAGAAUACUAUACUGAACGAAAAUAUAAACGCAACAUGUAAAGUGUUCCAGAAUUGCACAAAAAGCUUAUUUUGCUAAACUGUUGUGCACACAUUUGUUUACAUCCCUGUUAGUGAGCAUUUCUCCUUUGCCAAGAUAAUCCAUCCACCUGACAGGUGUGGCAUAUCAAGAAGUUGAUUAAACAGCAUGCUCAUUACACAGGUGCACCUUGUGCUAGGGUCAAUAAAAGGUCACUUUAAAAUGUGAAGUUUUGUCACACAACACUAUGCCACAGAUGUCUCAAGAUUUGAGGGAGUGGGGCCUCCCGAGUGGUGCAGCGGUCUAAGGCACUGCAUCGCAGUGCUUGAGGCGUCACUACAUACCCGGGCUGUGUCACAGCCGGCCGUGACCGGGAGACCCAUGAGGCGGCGCACAAUUGGCCCAGCGUCGUCCGGGUUAGGGGAAGGUUUGGCCAACCGGGAUUUCCUUGUCCCAUCGCAUUCUAGCGACUCCUUGUGGCGGGCUGGGCGCCUGCAAUCUGACUUCGGUCGCCAGCUGGACGGUGUUUCCUCCGACACAUUGGUGAGGCUAGCUUCCGGGUUAAGCGAGCAGCGUGUCAAGAAGCGGUGUGGCUUGGCAGGGUCGUGUUUCAGAGGACGCAUGGCUCUCGACCUUCGCCUCUCCUGAGUCCGUAGGGGAGUUGCAGCAAUGGGACAAGACGUUAACUACCAAUUGGAGAGGUAAAAGUACAACAAAAAUCAAAUUGAGGGAGUGGCCAAUUGGCAUGCUGACUGCAGGAAUAUCCUGAACAGCUAAUCAACCUCCCUGAACAGUUAAUCAUGGCUACCCGGACUAUUUGCACUGCCCCCCCAUCCCCCUCUUUUACGCUGCUGCUACUCUGUUUAUUAUUUAUGCAUAGUCGUUUAACUCUACCCACAUGUACAUAUGACCUCAAUUACCUUGACUAGCCGGUGCCCCCGCACAUUGACUCUGUACCGGUACCCCCCUGUAUAUAGCCUCCCUAAUGUUAUUUUAUUUUACUGCUGCUGUUUAGUUAUUAGCUUUUUUUGUUUGUUUUUUUUAACACUUUUUUAAUUUUACAUUUUUCUUUAAAAAACUGCAUUGUUGGUUAAGGGCUUGUAAGUAAAUAUUUCACUGUUAUAUUCGGCGCAUGUGGCAAAUAAAAUUUGAUUUGAUUUGAAUAUCAACCAGAGCUGUUGCCAGAGAAUUGAAUGUUCAUUUUCUACCAUAAGCCGCCUCCAACGUCGUUUUAGAGAAUUUGGCAGUACGUCCAUCCGGCCUCACAACCGCAGACCACGUGUAACCACACCAGCACAGGACCUCCACUUCCGGCUUCUUCACCUGCGGGAUCGUCUGAGACCAACCACUCGGACAGCUGAUGAAACUGAAGAGUAUUUCUGUCUGUAAAAAAGCCCUUUUGUGGGAAAAAAAAACUCAUUCUGAUUGGCUGGGCCCGGCUCCCCGGUGGGUGGACCUGGCUCCCCAGUGGGUGGGCCUAUGCCCUCCCAUCUCCUCUCAUCACUUCCCAUCUCUUCUCAUCCCUUCCCAUCUCCUCUCAUCCCUUCCCAUCUCCUCUCAUCACUUCCCAUCUCUUCUCAUCCCUUCCCAUCUCUUCUCAUCCCUUCCCAUCUCCUCUCAUCACUUCCCAUCUCUUCUCAUUCCUUCCCAUCUCCUCUCAUCCCUUCCCAUCUCCUCUCAUCCCUUCCCUUCCCAUCUCUUCUCAUCCCUUCCCAUCUCCUCUCAUCUCUUCUCAUCUUUUCUUCUCUCUUUUCUUCUCUCCUCUCACUCCAGGCUGUCCAAGGCUGCAGACAUGGACCACCACUGGGUGGCCAAGGCCUGGCUGAGCGACGUAGGGCUGCCGCAGUACUCUCAGGCCUUCCACACACACCUGGUGGAUGGGCGCAUGCUCAACUCUCUGACGCGCCGGGACCUUGAGAGGUCCCUCAAUGUCACCAAGAAGGCCCACCAGGCCAGCCUGGUGCUGGGCAUCGAGCUGCUGCACACGCUCCACUUCGAUAAGGAGGUAGGUGUCGUGCAAACAGCAAUCCAUGCUGUAUAUACUAUACAUAAACAUUACCAAUAUAUUACAUGUUCAAAUGUGCCCUAAGCUUACAUACAGACAUACAUGUUACAGAUAUGUAUGUGUGUAUGCAUGUUGGCCACAAUACAUUCACUCGGACAAACAUACACACAUUGUGUUAUGUACUCAUCGACUUUUGGAUGUUUCUGUGAUCUGUGGUUGAAAGUAAAGUUAAUUUGAAUGUCAAAUUAAGUGUGUGUGUGUGUGUGUGUGUGCGUGUGCGUGUCCGUGUGCGUGCGUGCGUGUGCGUGCGUCUCAACCCUCUCCAGGCCCUCCAGGCCAGACGGGCUCAGUGUGAGCAUCAGAACCUGGAUCCCGUGGUAUGGACGUGUCAUCGUGUCGUCAAGUGGGUCCGAGACAUUGACCUUAAGGUGGGGUCAUUAUCCUCCCAAUGACACUGGCACACUCAAGUACUGUGAGAACAUGGUAUCUGACGUUUACACUCAGUCCUCAUUGAUCAAUCUUUGACACUUAUGAUAAGAUCUGACCGGUGUCAGUAUUUAACCUGAAAAAAGCUUACAAAUGGUUACAUUUGCUUACAAAUGGUUAUGAAUCAUUCUAUACACAAUGCAAAGUAUACAUUAAAACAGAAUUGUGCAUACUGCAAACCAAUUCAAAUCAUGCUAAUAGAUCAUAGCGUGUUUAUUGAUAAUAGACAGAGAGCUUUUAUGUGUUGUUAUAUGCAUGGGGGAGUGUAGGAAAUGGCGGCAGGUUUAUUGACACUAUCCCUGUCUGUGGAUAGAGAUAAAGGAAAGGACCUUUGUGAUCGAUUCUGAACCACUCGUCAUCUCUGUGGUUACCGCACAGUGAGUCACGGCUUCAAUAAAUGGAUAGUAGUCAGGAGCUUUUGUUUAUGAUAUCCCUUCCAUUGAUAUUAACUACAUUUUGUUCAGAACGAUUAUGAAAAUCAAAGAUGUUUUCAUCUGAAGAGCCCAAGUCAAUAUUGUCAGUCAGACCACUAUUCAAUCAAAUCUUCAAUGUUGAGGGUUACUGUAGGCAGAUAGAACAACACUGCAUGCGUGCACAGCGAAAAUGCUUUUUGGGUUAGUAUGCUUUUUUAAAUCUCCAUUGUUUGAAUGGAUUAAAUUAAUCCAAAGCAUGCAUUCUCGCAGCUAUUUUUUUUUGUCUCACUUUGGAAGCUUCCACUGGAAUACAACAAAUGUGUACACAUAAUUUCCAUUUUAUUUUUAUUCAACCUUAUUUAACCAGGCAAGUCAAUUAAGAACAAAUUCUUAUUUAAAAUGACGACCCUGUUAUUUACAAACAUUUUUUUUAAAGUAUGUUAAUCAUUUAGGAACUCUUCAAAAAAGAACAUGUGUCCCUCUCCCUCCUCAACCCGUAUAGGAGUUUGCUGACAGUCUCCAGAACAGUGGAGUUCAUGGUGCUGUCAUGGUGCUAGACCCCUCCUUCAACACAGACUCCAUGGCAAUGGCAUUGGGUAUCCCCGGCAACAAGCACAUGAUUCGCCGCCACCUCACCGAGGAGAUGAAUGUCCUCAUCAGCUCGGCCAGGUGAGGGAGGGAGAGGGGGAGAGAGGGAGGGAGAGGGAGAGGGAGAGAGGGAGAGAGAGAGAGAGAGAGAGAGAGAGAGAGAGAGAGAGAGAGAGAGAACAAGUGAGUUUGAGAGGAGAGAGAAAUUAGAGGAAGAGAGGGACAGAUACAGCUAAGACCAAAGUCAUGAGGGAAAUGUGGUCAGAUUAAAUUGAUGUAAUUUAAGGGAGAAUCAAAGUGAAAAGAAAAGAGAAACAGACAGGGCGAGAGUAUGGGUGAAGAUGUAUUGUUUAUCUAAGUUUAUCCCCACUCUGCAGUAUGGCUGGGUUAAGUGACAGAGUGGAAGUCCACCUGUCUGCAUCCCUCUCAGGCUCUGUAAGAUUUAAAUGGCAGUUGAUUAAAUGGCAGCCUCAUUGUCAGGGAAGGCCUUAGGUAGGUCAUGUGAAGAUGAUGUCAUCUCUCCUCGAGUCAAUGUGGACAACAUGGCCUGGAGACCAUGUGACAGCUUAUCAUUGCUAAUAGGGAUGAGUAGACAACAUCCCUUGCUUAACCUAAUUAAAGAGGGGACUUGUGGGAUCACGUGUGCAGGACACCGAUCCAUUUCAAAGAUGCAAGUCAGGCCAGAUUCAGAGUGCAAAAUGGAGAGGUUCAUCACAUGCAAGACACUCCGGCUAAGAACGGCUGCUUAAAUAACUACAUAAUCAGUAAGGAAUCUACUCAUCAAUAAUCUGUACCUAAUCAAUCAAUAAUGUACCCAUUCCUCCCCUCCCUCCUGACACUGACACCCUAGGUCAAGAGGUCUACAGCAAGACCAUGAUAGGCUGGGGACAAUGAGCACCCCGCCCACGCCUCUACGCCACGCCUCCCCACCCACACCCUUACGGCAUGCCUCCCUGGGCCGGCCCACCAGCUCCGCCAGCCGCCACACACACCCGGACGACGAAGGCUCCCUCAGGAGACGGGCCGUCAAGGUGGGCACUCCCCUAGACUACGGACGAAAAUUAGCUAUUUUGUUAACUCUGUCACUUUUGAAUGUAAACAAUAGAAUGUUGAUUAAAGGGAUAGUUCAGCUAAAUUCAAUGCUAAUAAUUAGCAUUAGUUGGUCGUGGCUAGUUUAACAAACCCAAAGUGUGGAUUGCAGUCGCUCCUUGUCCAUAGACAGCUUUCAUGGCAAGGGAACAAAUAUCUAUAUAUGUAAUUUCUCUGAACUAUCCCUUCAAUGUGCACUGACACUAUCAAAUACAUUCCUGUAGCAAUGUUUUUUUUUCAGGUUUUUCUUGUGUUGAAAAAGGCCUUGAAGCCAGAAUGUCUCUCUUCGUUCCUCUUGUAAUUGCUUUCCUAUAGUGUAAACCUAUAGCCCAAGGGAGAUACGUCAUAACUGUGUUGCCGAUAUUCUCAGUUUGAAGCCUUGAGGAAGCGAGGAUAUCGGCUACACAGUAAAGACGUAUCUCCCUUGGGCUAUAGGCCUACUCUAUAGGAAAGCUAAUUGAAGCCUUGUUUGUUUCCUUCCCCUUGGAGUAACCACUGAUCUAACAUAACUGGAUAGGUGAAAGCAGGUUCCACUAUUUAGCUUUCACCAUUCCAAACAGGUCAGUUCAGUGAUGACUUCAAGAAAGGGAGGAAGUAAGGAUGCAUUUUCAAAGUAUUUGAACAGGGCCUGACUUCCUUCUCCUCCCACCCCCAGCCUCCUUUAGGGUUCAGCCCCAAAGCCCACAGUGGGCGGGACUUGAGUUGUCAUAGCAGCUACGGCUCACUGCCGAGAGAGGCUUGUGACGAAGCUCCGCCCAGGACAGAGGGGAGUCCAAUCCACAAACACUCGGGCAUUGAGGUCACCAACGUG
Molecule: messenger RNA, 6885 nt
Organism: Coregonus sp. 'balchen'
Lineage: Eukaryota; Metazoa; Chordata; Actinopteri; Salmoniformes; Salmonidae
Source: the annotation of a GenBank genome assembly